This is a messenger RNA of Dictyostelium purpureum, 1485 nucleotides long. RefSeq lists its product as uncharacterized. NCBI's taxonomy places the organism in Eukaryota, Evosea, Eumycetozoa, Dictyosteliales, Dictyosteliaceae. Gene Ontology annotation, biological process: signal transduction; regulation of GTPase activity. Gene Ontology annotation, cellular component: cytoplasm. The transcript has 3 exons. The coding region runs from base 1 to 1485 and encodes 494 amino acids. The record is from RefSeq and is a predicted model, not a curated record.
AUGAAAUUUGGUAAAAAAAAAGAAAAAGAUAAUGAAAAUCUAGGUGAAAAUGUGAAUGAAAAACAAGAAAAACCUGAAAAGAAAAAAGAAAAAAAAGAAAAACAAGGAAAAACAAAAAAGAAAGAUGAAGUAAUAGAGAGUGCACCAACAAAAAAGAUUUUUGGCGGAUCAUUACCAUUUUUAUAUGAAGAAGAGUUACCAAGUAUUUUAGUUCAAUGUAUAGAUUAUUUAGAAUGCUAUGGUUUACAAACUCCUGGUAUAUUUAGAGAAAAUGGUUCAUUAUCAUCAAUUCAAAAUUAUAGACAAAUGUUUGAUCAAGGUAAACCUGUACAAUUUCCACAACAUGAAGCCCAUGUAGUUGCUUCACUUUUAAAAGCCUACCUUAGAGAACUAAAAGACCCAUUGUGUACUUUUGAACACUAUGAUAUGUUUGUUGCUUGUGAAUCAAUUUCUGACGAAAAGGUUAAAGUUGAGCUACUUAAAAAAGUUAUUACACAUUUGCCACCAUACAACAGAAAAGUUUUUAAAUAUAUUUGCUCUUUCUUAUUAAAGGUUGUUGAAAACUCUGAAGUCAAUAAGAUGUCCCCUGAUGCAUUGAGUGUUGUAUUUCUACCAACAAUUUUAAGACCAAAAGCAAAUACAGAUUUAGAAAUUUUACAAUUUACUGUGGAGGAUUCAAAAUCAACCAAAACUUUAAUGUCCAGUAUUUUAUUAAACUAUGAAGAAAUUUUUGAAGAUCCAACUCUAUUCCAACCAAGAAGAGCAAGAGCACAAACUGAUUUUGUUUCACCUUCAUCAUCACAAAAUUCAACUGCAUCAAUGUUAUCACAAAAAGCAGCAUUAAGUCCAAGAUCACCUGCCCAAACCUCACCAAACUUUUCACCACAAAACACACCAACGCUUAAUGGUGGCAACUCCAAUAGUUCCCUACCAACCUCAUUACCACAAUUAACACCAAUUUCAACAGCACCAUCAAGUACAAUCUCUGCAUUGGUUGAUCUACAACAAUAUAAACAACCUUUACCACUACCACCAUUAUCAUCCUUACCACUACCACCACCACCACAAUCAAAUAGUUCAGCAGCACCCCCCUCAAUUGGUAGCAUUUUACCACCACCACCACCAUUACCAAAUAAGAAAGAUUGUAAAAUUAAUUUAAACAAUUAUAAUUUAUUACCAAAUCCAAAUGCAAAUUCAAAUAGCAAUCCAACCAUCUUACCACCAAUAGAAUCUAACCCAGCUCCAAUUGCCAUUCCAGUUACAGCUAUAGAAACAAAACAAGACAAUAAUUUAACACCGACCAAACAAGACAAUUUACAUAACAAUAUUUCACCAAGAAAUGGUAAUAAUUUACCUGCAUUACCACCAAAACCUCCCUCGUUAACACUUCCAACAUUACCACCAAAACCAAUUCCAAAAGUUCCAAAUUCAAAUAUUUUCGAUAUCGAGAAUGUUAGACAAAGGUCAAAUACAACAUUUGUUUAA